Messenger RNA from Diaporthe citri, 2748 nucleotides. RefSeq lists its product as uncharacterized. The transcript is spliced from 11 exons. NCBI's taxonomy places the organism in Eukaryota, Fungi, Ascomycota, Sordariomycetes, Diaporthales, Diaporthaceae. The record is from RefSeq and is a predicted model, not a curated record. Gene Ontology annotation, biological process: transmembrane transport. The coding region runs from base 1 to 2748 and encodes 915 amino acids. Gene Ontology annotation, molecular function: FAD binding; transmembrane transporter activity.
AUGAAUCGUUACGCACUCUGGGGUUCCCUGGCCCUGCAGCUCGCAUUUUUCGCCCACAGGGCCGACAGCGCAUACAGCGAUGUCUGCAGCGUCCCCGAGUUCAUCCAGAAGCUGGAUCUCCAGCCGGCUGUGGAGUCAAGAAUCACGACGCUGCUUGACGGUCUUGAUGUGGACGGCAUAGCGGGACUCGAUGAGCAGGAAAAGGGAGCUCUCUACUGUCGUGUCGCAGGGGUCGUCCUUGGUGGUGCCGAGGUCGUAAACAAAUCUGCCGCGACCUUCGAGCAGCUCGUCGAGGUGAACUGGUGCGACUCUUGCUGGUUCGAGCCACGGUGCAUCGCCCAACCAGAAUCGGCCGACGAUGUCUCCAAGGUUCUGCUCACGGUCACAUUCUUCGGGGUCAAGUUCGCGGUCCGGAGUGGCGGCCACAAUCCCAAUCCGGGCUUCGGAGGGAUCGACAGUCCCGGCAUCCUCAUCGACAUGUCCCACAUGAACACGACCAGCCUCAGCCCUGACGGCGCCGUCGCCUCGCUUGGUCCGGGCAGCCGGUUUGGGGACGUCUACUCGGCGCUCAACUCCCAGGGAAAGACUGUCAUGGCAGGACGUCUGAACAGUGUUGGCCUCGGCGGGUACUUCCUGGGCGGCGGGUUGACCUACUUUAGUAGCAGGUACGGCCUUGCGGCUGAUAACAUUGUCAACUACGAGGCGACGAAUGCCACGUCCAACGCAGACCUGUGGUGGGCGUUGAAGGGCAGUGGUACCAAUUUCGCCCCACAACUCCUGGAGGCAGUGGAGCAAUACGCCAACGCCGCGGAACACGACCCAGACGCUGCCAUAACAUUUGCACUUACUCCAACGAGCGGUUUUGUGGAAUUCAUCUACGGGAAGCCUGUCUUGCGUCCCGAAGUGUACAGCAUGUUCUAUAACAUAAGCACCAUAGGUACUGCGAUUAACUCCACAGUCGGGAACAUGGUCAGUUUGACCAAUGCAAUCUCCGAGAUCACCUCUAUCGAAAGGAAAAGGAGAAUGAUCGGAUCGGUUGCCCAUGUUUUUGACCUACCAACGUUGCUGGGUUCAUACGCCAUGGUUCUGGACUUAGCAGCGGAGGUUGAGACUUUCAACGGAUCGGCCGGUUUCGUUGUUCAGCCCUUCACCAGCUCAGCCGUUCAGCAUGCAUCUAAGACGGGAGGCAACCCGGUCGGCCUCAACAGCACCCUCCAGAACUUCCUAUCAUUCUCCGUCGAGUGGGACAGCAGCACGGACGACGCCCAUGCCCUCGCAGCGAUACACAACUACACAAGCCAGGUGGAAGAACUUGCUAAAGAGCGGGGCGUGUACUUGGAAUCGAAGUGCAUGAAUGAUGCCGGGGACUUUCAGGAUGUUCUUGCAAGCUAUGGUUCGGAAAAUCUGGCUACUUUGGGGAGUAUUGCGUCGAGGUACGAUCCACUCCAAGUAUUCCAGAGUGAGGAACAUUUAACCUCGUCACCUCCCAUACAUGGCUCGGAGGAUGCAAGUGAGCGAAGCGUGGGGAACGGCCGCGGUCCCGUGUCCUGGAACGGACCUGGCGAUGCCGAGAACCCAAUGAACUGGCCGGCCUGGUUGAAGGUGACGAACAUCGUCUUGGUCAGCUUCUUGACCUUCGUCACAGCCCUGGCGUCCUCGAUGGUCGCCCCCGGCGUGCCCCAAGCCAUGCAGGAUUUGAACAGCGACAACGAUAUCAUUGCCGACUUCAUCAUCUCGGUCUACGUUCUCGGCUUCGCCGUCGGACCCAUGUUCCUCGCGCCCCUGUCCGAACUCUACGGCCGGCUGCCCAUCUACCACAUCAGCAACCUCGGCUUCAUCGUCUUCACCGCCCUGUGCGCCAUAAGCUCCAGCGUCGGCAUGUUGAUCGCCUGCCGAUUCUUCCAGGGCGUCUUCGGUGCCGCGCCCGUGACCAACGGUGGGGGAACGAUCGCCGACGUUGUCCCCCAAGAGAAGCGCGGCGGCGCCCUUGCGAUCUACUCGGUGGCGCCUCUGCUCGGCCCCGUCAUCGGUCCGGUCGCAGGAGGCUUUCUGGUGGCUGCCAAGGGCUGGCGCUGGGUGUUCUGGGUGCUCGCCAUGGUCGGCGGGGCCAUGACCCUCCUCUGCCUCGCUCUGUUGCGCGAGACCUUCGCCGUCGUCAUCCUCGAGAGGAGGGCAGCCCGCUUGCGGAAGCAGACUGGUGACGGCACCAUCCGCUCCCAGCUGACCCAGGACCUCAGCGCCAGGCAGCUCUUCGCGCGGGCAAUCGUCCGUCCUUCGAAGAUCCUGAUCUUGUCGCCGAUCCCCCCACCUGAUCAGUACCUUUUGUUUAGCACCUUCACUGUGGCCUUCCAGGACCAGUACGGGUUCUCCACCUCUCUCGUCGGCCUGACGUUUCUGGGGCUCGGAAUCGGCAACUUGAUUGCUCUUGCGAUUAUCAGCCCCGUGCUUGACAAGCUCGCCAAGGGCGGACCAAAGCCCACGGAAGCCGAAGCCGGCCUCGACGGCGGGAAGCCGCCCGAAUUUCGCCUCAUACCACUGGCGUACUGCUCAUUCUCGCUGCCCGUAGGGCUGUUUCUCUACGGGUGGACGAUGGAAUACCAGGUCCACUGGAUCGUCCCGAUUAUCGGCACCGCAAUCUAUGGCUUUGGCCAAAUGGCAGUGUUCCUGUGUAUCAUAGCCUACCUCAUCGAUGCGUUCAAGUUAUUCGGGGAGACCAUGCGGAAGCGUCUCGAUUUAAGCAGAAUCUAG